Salvia splendens (bonfire salvia) is the source of this 2542-nucleotide messenger RNA. RefSeq lists its product as uncharacterized. The coding region runs from base 171 to 2234 and encodes 687 amino acids. Lineage: Eukaryota; Viridiplantae; Streptophyta; Magnoliopsida; Lamiales; Lamiaceae. The transcript is spliced from 3 exons. The record is from RefSeq and is a predicted model, not a curated record.
UUGAUUUUUGAUGUAUUAAUAGAAAAUCAAAAACCGUUGACCGUACCAAUCUUUACUCACUCCCACCACCAAAAGAUUGAAGCUCCGCCGCCGGAAAACGCUCCAAGAUCCAACAUUUCGAGCUUCUACCUGCAAAAGGAGGUCAAUUUGUAAAUGGGGGAGCUUGGAAGAUGAAGGUCACAAUAGAGAAGGGUGUGGGCCAACAAAUCCAGCCCCCUCCCGAGAAGCCGCCGCGCUGCAAAACCCGUUCGGGGGUCCGAUUGAGAAGAGAAUCCGGAGCUCCGGCUGCGAAGCGGAGCAGCCGACCCGAGACCCCUUUACUUAGGUGGAAGUUCGAUGAGAAGAAUGUAGCUGUGGAGGAGGAAGAGGACAAGUCCGGGGAAGUCGCUCGCCGGAGUAAAAGGGCCGCGAUUUCCUCCAGGAAGCUCGCCGCCAGCCUGUGGCGGCUGCGGCUGGCGGAGCUGCAGGAUAAUGUCGGUCAAGGAGGAGUAGGGCUUCAGUCUCGAGCUGGCCAUUUCAGAGCCUCAAUCCAUUGCUGUCAUGCUGACAGAGAGCAUCGUGAGGAUCCUGACUCUCCACACUCCGUCUCUGGUGCUAAACAUGGCCUUCCCUACAAGACUUUGAAUACAUUUUAUUCUGAAAUUGAAAAUCCUCUUUACACCAUGCAGUUUGAGCCUUCUUCUCAAUUUCCAAACUAUGCAAUGGAGGGUGCAACAAAGUGGGAUCCUGAUGGUUGGAAAGCAUCGGAUGAAGUGAAUCAAAUAUUUGGCCAAACAAAGCCGAAUAAUGAGCACCGAGCAAGUUCUGCAAAAGUUAUAUCCGCUCUUGAGGCAGAGCUGGAGAAGGCUAGAGCAAGAAUCAACGAGCUUGAAACUGAUCGUAGAUCUUCAAAGAAGAAACUAGAACAAUUCUUGCAUAAACUCAGUGAUGAAAGAGCUGCAUGGCGGAGUAGAGAACACGAGAAAGUUCAUGCUAUCAUAGAUGAUAUGAAAGGUGAUGUGAGCAGGGAGAAGAAGAACCGUCAAAGGCUGGAGAUCGUCAAUUCUAAGCUGGUAAACGAUUUGGCUGAUGCCAAGGUAUCGGCCAAGCGUUACCUGCAGGAAUACGAGAAGGAAAGGAAGGCCAGAGAACUGAUAGAGGAGGUUUGUGACGAGCUAGCCAAAGAGAUUGGAGAAGACAAGGCUGAAGUGGAAGCGUUGAAGAGAGAGUCGAUGAAAUUCCGGGAGGAAGUAGACGAAGAGAGGAAGAUGUUGCAAAUGGCCGAGGUUUGGCGUGAGGAGCGAGUUCAAAUGAAGUUGGUCGAUGCCAAGGUGAUGCUCGAAGAAAAGUACUCCCAGAUGAACAUGCUUAUAGCAGAUCUUGAGCCGUUCCUGAAAUCAAGAUCCGAUUCGCAGGAGAUUAAGAAAGCAGAUUUUUUACGGCAGGCGACCGCCUCUCUUAACAUACAAGAUGUUCGAGAAUUGACAUACGAGCCCCCGAACUCUGAUGACAUUUUCUCCGUCUUCGAAGAUGUCAAUAUCGGCGAGUCCAACGAGAGGGAGGUAGAGCCGAGCGUCGGCUACACCCCUGCAAGCCAUGCCUCCAAGAUUCAUACAGUGAGUCCUGAAAUAAAGAUGCUCAACAAAGACGCGUCUCACAGGACGUCCAAUGUGUAUAUGAACCAGAGUGGCGAGCUGGAAGAGGAUGCGAGCGAGUGGGAAACUGUGAGCCAUCCUGAGGAUCAGGUCUCGAGUUACUCCCCAGACGGAAGCAACCCUUCUGUCAACAAGAAUUUCUGGGCCAGCAACGUCUCAAUGAAUGGGACGGAAUGGGAGAAAGUUGGAGGGCAGGAGGGACCAAUAAUGGAAAUCAAUGAAGUCGACUCAGCAAGACUGAGGCAGUUGAAGAAGGUUUCUUCGAUAUCUAAACUAUGGAGGUCGUGCCCGAGCAAUGGUGAUAGUUACAAGAUCAUAACAAUCGAUGGAAGGAACGGAAGGCUCUCAAAUGGUAGGCUUUCUAGUGCAGGUAUCAUGUCACCUGAUCACGGCUCAGGAAAAGGAUGCCUUAGCCCCCAAGAUUUGUCGGGACAGUGGAGCUCGCCCGACACUGGAAACCCACAUGUAAACCGCACUAUGAAAGGGUGCAUCGAAUGGCCACGCACCGCGCAGAAGAACAGUUUGAAGGCGAGACUGCUGGAGGCGAGGAUGGAGUGCCAAAAGGUCCAGUUGCGCCAGGUUUUGAAGCACAAGAUCUGAAACUCCUCUAAAUGGUAAAGGUAAGGUAAGUGGCUGCUAAACCACGUGCAGUGCCACGGGGCCUAGGAUCGUACCAGCAGAGCUAGCGGCUAUUGGCAUUCGCAAAGCUAAGAUAUGGAUUAUUAUAAGGUUAGCUGAUAUCAAUUUUGCGGAUGAGCAGCCUAAGCAAAUGGGAGUAGUAUUUGUAAGUUAUGAUGUAAUAUGUUAAAUUUUAUUCAAGAUAAACCAGUUACUGAUACAGAGGGAAACAUUGUAUCUGUAAAAUUGGCUUCAGACAAUUUGCUUCGUUAGUUGCUUAUCUUCCAUCA